AUGAACGUUUGUACUAUGGCACUGCUUCGCCCUCAACUCCUGUCUAGUAAUUUGAAUAAUCUAUUCCCUCUCUCCCACACCCUCUUCCUCUCAAGAUGCUUCGCGUCCAGGCGUGCCGCCUCCCUCGGAGACGACCAAGAUGAAGACCUAGCAGCCGCUCGAACCUGGCUGGCAAAUCUGAGUCCCCGGACUAUUCCGCGGCAUCUCUGCGAAGUCUCCUUCAGUCGCUCUGGAGGGCCGGGAGGGCAGCAUGUGAACAAAGUCAACUCAAAAGUAACGCUGAAAGUCUCCCUCGAUAAUCUCCUCCCUCUCAUACCCCAGGUUAUACAUCCACAGCUACAAUCGUCUCGCUACGUUGCUCAACGCACGAAUACACUGGUUAUCCAGUCAGAGGAAUCACGAAAGCAAGCUGCCAACGUGGAGACAUGUUUCGAUAAAUUACAUCAGCUACUUCGGGCUACUGCUAAUGAGGCUAUUCCUGGCGAGACAUCGCAAGGCCAGAGGGAGAAAGUACAGAAGUUGUAUGUCUUGUAUCCAUUAUGUAUCAUUGACGGAUUUGUACAUGUCUAA
Messenger RNA from Aspergillus chevalieri, 570 nucleotides. Its product is annotated as peptidyl-tRNA hydrolase domain protein. Gene Ontology annotation, molecular function: translation release factor activity. Gene Ontology annotation, biological process: mitochondrial translational termination. Gene Ontology annotation, cellular component: mitochondrial large ribosomal subunit. The transcript has 2 exons. The record is from RefSeq and is a predicted model, not a curated record. Lineage: Eukaryota; Fungi; Ascomycota; Eurotiomycetes; Eurotiales; Aspergillaceae. Bases 1 to 570 code for a protein of 189 amino acids.